AUGCCAGAAGCUACAGCAGAGCAAAAUGGGUCUUCGGUUCGACAGCGAUACAAUCCGUUGAUUAACCCAGCCAAUGCGAAGCCGGUGAUAGUUGAGGACCACAUCCAAGAUGAAUCGCACAUCUUCUUCACCCGCCCAUUCCUCGGCGCCCUUCUCUUCGAAAACGCCACCUCCGACGCGCGCGACCACUGCGCAAACGAACGCACCUUUCUCUCCUGGCUCCGUCUCGCCAUGUACCUCGCCAUCGUCUCCAUGGCCAUCAUCAUCUCAUUCCACUUCCGCCUUAAGCCAACCCCGCUGGAGCGACGCAUGGCCCUCCCGCUCGGCUGUAUCUUCUGGGUGCUGAGUCUUGCGUGUCUUGCGAAUGGGUUCGCGAAUUACAUGCGCACCGUGCGGAUGUAUAGUCGGCGGGCGGCGUUGGUGCAGAGUGGGUGGAAGACGCAGCUGACGUUUACGAUUGUGGGGACGGUGAUUUUGGGGAGUUGUGUUUUGUUUUUGGCUACGGAUGCGAAGAGGGCGGGGAAGCAUCAUGCUUAG
Messenger RNA from Aspergillus wentii DTO 134E9, 537 nucleotides. RefSeq names its product DUF202 domain-containing protein. Lineage: Eukaryota; Fungi; Ascomycota; Eurotiomycetes; Eurotiales; Aspergillaceae. The record is from RefSeq and is a predicted model, not a curated record. The transcript is spliced from 2 exons. Bases 1 to 537 code for a protein of 178 amino acids.